Molecule: messenger RNA, 378 nt
Organism: Hipposideros armiger (great roundleaf bat)
Lineage: Eukaryota; Metazoa; Chordata; Mammalia; Chiroptera; Hipposideridae
Gene: PSCA
Product: prostate stem cell antigen
Exons: 3
Coding region: 1-378 (125 amino acids)
Cellular component (GO): plasma membrane
Source: RefSeq, a predicted model, not a curated record
AUGAAGGCUGUCCUUGUCGCCCUGCUGGCUGCUGGCUUGGCCCUGCAGCCCGGCACCGCCCUGCAGUGCUACUACUGCAAGGCCACGAUGGACAAUGAGGACUGCAAGCAAGUGCAGAACUGCACCCUCUCGGAGACCCAGUGCCAGACCGAGCGCAUCCGUGCUAUUGGCCUGACCAUCAUCAACAAGGGCUGUAGCUCGCACUGUGAGGAGGGCUUGCAGGACGACUACCUGGGCAACAGGAAUGUCACGUGCUGCUCCACCAACCUGUGCAACACCGGUGGGGGGGCCCACGCCCCACAGCUGGUUGUCAUCACCCUGCCGCCGCUGCUCACCACCGUCCUCAGCCUGCUGCUCUGGGGUCCGAGCCAGCUGUAG